GGCUCAGCUCGGACAGUACACAAUGUGGACCUCGUUAAUAUUUUUGUCUCUGGCCUUUACUCAAAUUUAUGGCCAAGGAUUUCAAUUAUUUUUUGGAACAACACAAGGAAUAACUGAAUGUAAAGACAAAUUACCAAAUUGUUUUGCAUUUAAAAAAGAUUCUUGUAAAGCACCAUAUGAAAAAUGGGCUCAUGAUUACUGUCCACUGUAUUGUGGAUUCUGCCAAGGUCCACCAACUCCAGCACCAGCUUGUGAAGACACGAAAAGUGAUUGCGAUUCAUACCAAAAAAGUGUGUGUACUGAUGAUGUAUACAGACAAUGGAGCUAUGAUAAUUGUCGGUACUACUGCCGACUCUGUACACCGGCACAGCUAGCCUUGAAAGACAGUCAAAUAACAACUUUACCGCCAGCGUUAUGCGUUGAUAAACUUGAUGACUGUAAAUUGUAUGGUAAAGAUUCAUGUACUGGAGAAUACAGCGGCUGGGCUAAGGAGAACUGUAGACGUUUUUGUGGAUUCUGCGUCGGUCUACCCACACCUGCACCACCAUGUAGAGAUGUUAUACCCAAUUGUAAUCGGUACCAAAAGAAUACAUGUACAGACAUUAAGUACAAAGGAUGGGCGGAGGAAAACUGUAAUAAAUUUUGUGGUUUCUGCUCUGAUGGAAGUAGUAGUGGUAAUCAGCCAUCUGUAACCUCUGCUCCAACAUUUGCACCACCAUUUCCACAAGCAUCAGGUACAAUGGCACCUCCUUUACCUGGUGGAAAACGAAGAAAUCUUGGAGCAGGAUCAAGUGCCUCGGAGGGAAAUAAUGUAUUUUUUGGAACAGACAAACCUAAAGCCACUCAAAAACCUACACCCGCACCAACAACAACAACCCCAGCCCCAACAACAACGACCCAAGCACCAACUACCACUACUCCUCAGCCAACAACCACUACAGAGGCCCCAACAACACCUAAGCCAAAACCUAAAGACAAUGCUCUAUCAAUAGGAUCAAGUGCUGGAGGACAAAAAAAACCAAACGUUAUUGAUUUUGGAAACAACAGUGAACUGACAACCACAGGAACCGGAACCGGAUCAUCAGCAGGAGGAGCAACAACCGCACCACCUGAUAAACAAAGUACCGAACUUCCAACACAAGCACCAGUAAAAACGCAACCUCCAACACAGGCACCAGUAAAAACGCAACCCCCAACACAGGCACCAGUAAAAACACAACCUCCAACACAGGCUCCAGUAAAAACGCAACCCCCAACAAAGGCACCAGUCAAAACACAACCUCCAACUCAACCUCCACCAACAAAAGAAAUCCCAACUCAACCUCCUACAAAGGCUCCAGUAAAAACACAACCUCCUACAAAUGUUCCAGUAAAAACACAACCUCCUACAAAGGCUCCAGUAAAAACACAACCUCCAACAAAGGCUCCAGUAACAACUCAAGCGCCACCAGCAACUACACAAGGAACAACAGCUGCAGCAACAAAUGCAACUGGAAACAAUACUGAUAGUGGUACAGGAUCUCAACCAAAUAAUAGUAAACCACCAAUGAGUGGAACCACAGCCAGUCCAGCUGGCACAACUUCCGGUUCAGGAAUGGUUGGAUCAACUGCCGGAAGUGGAAGCGUUUCAACAGCAGGAACCGGAGCUGCUACAGGAUCAAAUAAUGGUACUAAAAACGGAACAUCUGCCGGAACAGGCUCCGGGCCAAAUUCAGGAACUACUAUGAAAGUGCCACCAACUCCAUUAGCUUCAUCAACCAUGAAAGGACCCACCAAACCUCAAACAACACAAGCACCUGCUCCAACAAACCCUCCGUCAUCCAAAGCUCCUGUCACGUCAGCCCCUGUUAAGACCAAUCCUUCUCAAUCUAACCCUCCAGCUCCAACAAAACCUGUCACAACACCAAUGCCAGGUACAUUAACGCCACCUACAAACACAGUGACCUACCCGAACAUCAACGUUACAGACAAGUACAGCAAUACAGAUGCUAAUAACACAAAUACAGAAUGCAAAGAUUUGAUAAAUUGCCGAGCAUAUCCUCCUGAAAAGAUUUGUGUCAACGAUAGCGUUUAUAAGCCAUGGGCUAGUGUAAGAUGCAGGGCAUACUGUGGAUACUGUAUUCAGAAUACCUCUCCAGUUCCAUGUGUAGAUAAGAUUCCCAACUGUAACGAAUAUGAUGCAGAUCUUUGUACUAAUCCACUCUAUAGAUUGUUUAGAGAGGAUAACUGUCUGAAAUUCUGUAAUUUAUGUAAAGGUGGUUCUCCUACUGCACCAUCACCAGGUAAAAGAGAUUAUGAAAAAGAAGAUGAAACUAUAGAAUUUUACUAGGAUUAUAGCAUUACUUACUCAUUUUUCAUAUUAAAAUGUAUUUAUCUCG
Molecule: messenger RNA, 2378 nt
Organism: Mytilus californianus (California mussel)
Lineage: Eukaryota; Metazoa; Mollusca; Bivalvia; Mytilida; Mytilidae
Product: mucin-2-like
Exons: 23
Coding region: 23-2329 (768 amino acids)
Source: RefSeq, a predicted model, not a curated record